CUCUUGUUUCCCAAUUGUACCUGAACGCACCUCCAGGCAUUUGGAGUAACCUGCUCCGGUCUGCGUCAACAACCGCUCCGGUGUGUCCGGUUGUUUGUUUGUUCUACACGUUACCGGGAGCAAGACCCGGCUGCUGUGUUCACAGAGGUCCGGUGUCUUUACCUGUUGCCAAGUCCCUCGUUCACCCGAUGUUCUUCCUGUUCCUCUCGUUCCUGUCUGACUGUCUGAGAGCCUCCGUCAGUCCACCCACUGCUGCACGAUGAGUGGAUGAUGUCUGAGAGCAGCUGCUAUGGCCUGCAGCGGUGGUCAGAGCAAUGCAGAAAACCUGGAGGGCUUCCAUGAGGUGAACUUGGCCUCGCCCACGACCCCCGACCUCCAGAACCAAGCGGAGCAGCGCCCCCCCGCCCGUCACAGCGCCCCGCCCGCCUCUCUGUACCGCACCCACUCCCUGGGAGCCCCCCCCGCCGGACGCCCCACCUCCCUGCGGGCCGACCAGCUCCCCACGCAGCCGGUGUACUCCACACCGCGGCAGAGCCACAAUGGAAGUGUGCCCGGCCAGGAGGCGGAGCCUGCCGAGGGCGGCUUCCUGUGUGCGGAGGGCGCGGAGGAGUGCGGCGCUCUGAGCGAGAGCCUGGCGCAGCUUCGCAGCCCGUCGGUGAUGGAGAUCCGAGAGAAAGGAAACGAGAGGCUGAAGGAGGAGCUGGCCAAGGCCCAGAGGGAUCUGCUGUUGAAGGAUGAGGAGUGUGAGAGAUUGUCUAAAGUCAGAGACCAGCUCGGCCAGGAGCUGGAGGAGCUCACCGCCAGUCUCUUCCAGGAGGCGCACAAAAUGGUCCGAGAAGCAAACGUCAAACAGGCCAACGCUGAGAAACAACUGAAAGAAGCGCUGGGAAAGAUCGACGUCCUCCAGGCGGAGGUCCAGGCCCUGAAGACCCUGGUGCUCUCCUCCCCCACCUCCCCGCUGGGCGAACUCCCCUCUGCAGGGAGCGGGGCGAAGACGGCCUUCAGGAAGGGCCACAGCAGGAACAAGAGCACCUCCUCCGCCAUGAUGGGCACGCAGCCCGACCCGGCGGCCACGCAGCCCAUCGUACGCGAGUGUAGAGAGGUGGACGGUCAGCUGUUCAGCGACUUCAAGGCGUGGAGGGAGGAGCCGACGCUGGACCGGAGCUGCUGCUUCCUGGAGAGGGUUUACCGCGAGGACAUCUACCCCUGCCUCACCUUCAACAAGGGCGAGCUCGGGUCGGCCAUCUUGGACGCCGUGGAGCAGAACACGCUCAGCGUGGAGCCGGUCGGCUUCCAGCCGCUGCCGGUGGUCAAAGCCUCGGCGGUGGAGUGUGGAGGACCAAAUGGGCGAAAGGACGAGCUCGUGACAAAAUGUGCCCUGAGCGGUCAGACCAAAACCUGUAAGCACAGAAUCAAGUUCGGGGACUCGUCCAACUAUUACUACGUGUCUCCCUAUUGUAGAUAUAAAAUCACAACCGUUUGUAACUUCUUCACCUACAUUCGCUACAUCUACCAAGGGCUGGUCAAACAGCAGGACGCGGAGCAGAUGUUCUGGGAGGUGAUGCAGCUCCGCCGUGAAAUGUCCUGCGCCAAGUUCGGCUACUACAAAGACCAGCUGUGACCGGCGGACCGCCGACCCCCCCACGACCCCCCCACGACCCCCGCCCGACCCGCCCGACCCGCCUCCCCCCAUUUGUUUGCGUGAGAAAGAAAAGCUGGUCGUUUUUACUGAUCUGAAGUUCUGGUGGGUUUAAAUGCAAAAUAUGAUAUUUUCUUUAUGUACAUGUAACACUCCGAUAUAUGAAGGAAGUUACACGUUUAAAACACGUCUGAGGAGCUUUUGUUUCUGUGCCUCUGAAAACAAACAACCAAGUAAAUCGUCAACUACAAAUGAAGACAAACCCUGGACACAAGAUGGAGUCAGAGAGGAGAGUUCAGACGGUCAAUCACAAAAAUAGAAUAUAUAAGAAGUUAAUAUUUUGGGGAGAAAGUUCUGAUAAACUGGUAUUUAGUCUAAUUAUUAAUAUGAGGUUAUCCUCAUAACUGUUGUUUUUUAAUAGUUUUAAAAGAAUUAUGACUUUUUGAGAAGAAUUGUAUUGUUAUUCAAGUACGACUUUAAAUAUCGACUAUAUGGAUUUCGACCCAUAAAUUCAAUUUUAUUUCUGUAGCCAAUUCAACUGACAAUGAAUGAAUCUGCAGUCUUGUGUCCUCGGUUUGUUGCUCUGUUUACAGCACCGCUAACAGGAGGAAGAAGAACAUUUAACGCACUACGAUCCAAUCAUUGUGAAACCGUGUAUAAGCUUUGGUUUAAUUCAAGUUGUAGCAGUUGAUGAAAGACAAUCGUCACAUCUCCAACCCGCCUGUGCAGCGGGUCACAUGACCGCUCUGUGGCGCUGGAGGUCUUCACCGUCACAUCCUGAACCUUCUCAGACAACAUCGUAAUUUCUCUUUUCUUUGAGAGGUCCCAGCGGUUAUUUUGUCGUUGCAGGAGUUAAUAAUCAAACGUCCCUACGUGAGGGCAGAAUGCAGUGGAGUCCUUUUGACUAAAUGUCCCCCGGUGUCUCCCAGCCUGCUGUAUUUAUAAUAUAUAUUAUAAUCUGUUCAUUUAAAGAUGACUCCUCUGCAUCUCUUUCUUAUUCAGCGUCACUCUCCCGGUUUGGUUUAGUGCCUUUUCUCUGACACUGAAAUAAAAACUGUAAUACCUCUGGAAA
Gasterosteus aculeatus aculeatus (three-spined stickleback) is the source of this 2711-nucleotide messenger RNA. RefSeq names its product RAB3A interacting protein (rabin3) (gene rab3ip). NCBI's taxonomy places the organism in Eukaryota, Metazoa, Chordata, Actinopteri, Perciformes, Gasterosteidae. The record is from RefSeq and is a predicted model, not a curated record. Gene Ontology annotation, molecular function: guanyl-nucleotide exchange factor activity. Gene Ontology annotation, cellular component: Golgi to plasma membrane transport vesicle. Gene Ontology annotation, biological process: exocytosis.